This is a messenger RNA of Triticum aestivum (bread wheat), 1263 nucleotides long. Its product is annotated as probable WRKY transcription factor 13. The record is from RefSeq and is a predicted model, not a curated record. Gene Ontology annotation, molecular function: sequence-specific DNA binding; DNA-binding transcription factor activity. Gene Ontology annotation, biological process: regulation of DNA-templated transcription. Lineage: Eukaryota; Viridiplantae; Streptophyta; Magnoliopsida; Poales; Poaceae. The transcript is spliced from 3 exons. The coding region runs from base 59 to 847 and encodes 262 amino acids.
AAGUCCACAACACAAGCAAACACUCCGGCAUAGCAGAGCUAGAGAUAAAGAGAUCGACAUGAUGUUCCCAUCACCAGGGGGUGCGGCGAUGGCGCUGGCCCACGGCCAAGCAGCUUCCACGGGCGCAACGACCGCCGGCGGCACCGCGACCGCCAUAACCUUCAGCUUCCAGCCCUCCGAUCCUCCUGUGAACGGCGGCCUCUCCCACCACCAUAGCCUCCUAGGUUACAGCCCCCUCGUACUAGACCACCCAACCACCACUACUUCCUCCUCCACCAUCCCUACCGCCGCUCCCACACUUCACCACAUCCAUGCUCAUGCCGGAGCCAUCCAUCCUGCAAGGUCAUCCCCUCCACAUCCAUGGUCUUGCGAGGAAGCUGAUCGAGAAAGGCAGAGGGGGAAGGGCGCGGUGGCAGGCAUGGGGAUUAACAGCGCGGCGGCCGGCGGAAGUGGAGGUGGUGAACGGUCACACGGGUCGUCGGCGGCGGCUGCGGGGAUGGGGGUCGGCGCGGUGAGGAUGAAGAAGGCGGCGGGGGGAGGAGCGGUGAAGGCGCGGCGGAAGGUGCGGGAGCCGAGGUUCUGCUUCAAGACCAUGAGCGACGUCGACGUGCUCGACGACGGCUACAAGUGGCGCAAGUAUGGCCAGAAGGUCGUCAAGAACACGCAGCACCCACGGAGCUACUACCGGUGCACGCAGGACAAGUGCCGGGUGAAGAAGCGGGUGGAGCGGCUGGCGGAGGACCCGCGCAUGGUGAUCACCACCUACGAGGGGCGGCACGUCCACUCCCCCUCCCGGGACGACGACGACGCCGCGCGCGCCAGCGCCGAGAUGAGCUUCAUCUGGUAGCAGCAUGCGCUGCACUGCCCAGCCGCGUGCGCCCGGCUAGGGCCAGGCCACCCACCCACGAACGCUCCAUGCAUGCAUGCGUGCUUUUACUGUACCGUAGUGCUGUUGUUGUUGUAUAGUCAGGCUGGUAGCAGCUUAGCAGUUGGUAUGUACGUACACUGAUUAAGCUGUAGCGGCAAUAAGACGUACGUUGCGUACGCCGAGGUUAUCUGUUGGUGUUGGGGCUCUGGUUGGGGUCUAGUGGUGAGUGGUGGGGCUGAAGCCUCAAGUUAGCAACCUGCAAGUUACCUGGGAUCUGGUGAAGAAAAAGUGGAAACGUGUAGUACAUGGCAGCCAGCGUAACUUGCGGCGUCUCUCUUUUGUGUGUUCUGUAUGUAUACUUCAGGGUGUAGGCUCCUGCUGAAAUCAUUGUCGUA